CUCCCCACCAGAGUUUUAUGUCAAUAGCUUAGCAACGAUGACAACGUUGCAAGACUUCAAUAAUAGUCCCAGUUUAUCUGUUGAAGCUAAAAUACUUGACUGCAUGCACACACCGCCGUCUGUUUUGCAAACAUAUUGAUCAUUAUGAUUGCUUUGGAUUUUGACUUGCAUGGAUAUAUUAAACAAUAUUUCACAACCCCGGAUUAUUGAGUUUUACAUCGUGGUGUGAGCCUAAUGGGAUAUUGCCUAUAUUAUUGAUUAUAGCACUGUGAUGAUAAUGUGAUUCAUUGCAUAUUGAUUGUCAAUCUUCGAAAAGAACGUCAACAUCAUCAUACACUUGUUAACAUCGGGGUAUCCAAGUUAUAUCCUUAACCGUCCAAGUGGAAUAAUAGGCCUAUAUACGAGAUUUCUUGUCUAAACCAUUCCUUUUGGAGAUACUUAUAUAUUUGGAUAAGAUAAUAAAUUCAUAAAUUUCAGAAGAUUAUUAAAACAAAAUGGGUGACGAAGCAGAGAAUAUGCCCGCCGAGGAGGUUGAUCCUCAAGCAGAAAUGAAAACGAACAACAAGGAAUUCUUGCACCUCCUGAAGGAGAAGAAACAAGCAGAAGAUGCCCUUGCCGAGAAAGUCAAGGAAUUACAUCGAGUCGGAGGGAGAAAUUAUGAACUCAUGCAACAAGUUGAACAACUAGAGAAAGAGCUUGCUGCAGCGAAAGAUCAGAAUAAAGCACUGGAGAAGAAACACAAGGAAGAAAUGUUGAAGGCCGUCGAGAAUAUACCAAGUGAGAUGGGUAGUACAGCUAAUAUUUCAAAGCUAAAGAAGAUGAGACCAAAGACGGGUGUUAAACACGCCAAUGCUCGACUGAAACCAAGAAAGAAAGCAGCGGCAGCAUCCAACAAAAACCUGAAGAAAGAAGCCGAGGAUGAGGCACAAAAAGCAGCAAACGAAAAGGAUACAUACAAAUAUUAUGAGGAAAUCGCCGAGAAAUUCCCCAACUUAAGACUCUCUGUGUUGAUGGCAGCAGAAAAGAAAUUCAUCGAUGCCGAUAUAAAUGGAGACGGAACGAUCGAUGGCCAUGAAUUGGAGAAAAUUCUGGAGAGCGGGAAUAUGCUAUUCACAAAACAACAAGUAAUGGAUAUUGUCAAGGAGAUUGAUAAAGAUGGAUCAAAUGAUUUAGAUUUCAUGGAAUGCCUUGUGGUCAUUGACCGGUUACACCAGAACAAGAAGACCACGUUACCUACCACACUGGAACAAAAUAAAAGCUCUGUUUGUGCGAUACAAUAAUUACGGAUAAAGACAUUUUCUAUCGAGUAUUAAACAAGAUUUGGUAAAAUAGAAACUCAAAUAUGUAUUCGAUAUGAACGUGGUGCUAACAAAAUAUAAAUGGAUGCAGCAUUGAGGAUUGUUAUAAUCUAUAUACUUCAGCAUUAAUUGUGCCUCAGUCCCACUCUGGCGAAACCAACUUAAGUCUGACCAAUAUGAUAUGCCAUUGAAAGCCAUAUUUCUUCAUCUGUCUCAUUUGGAGUCGGAUUUCACAUUGUGACAGUGUGAACAAGAUACAAAUGACUCAUUAGGACUUGUGGAAAGGAUGAUACCUUUUCGAAAAAAAGGUUAAUAUAUCAAACUACUACAUGUAGAAGGCGGUCACACAUCACUGGGUGAGAUGGCGGUUCAUGGCGGUUUGCCCCCCAGAAGUUGGGUGCAAUCAGAUAUCUUUAUCGAUUCGCUUUAAGUGGGUUUGAAUUGUGCUUGCCCGACAUAGCAAUUCGCGCCUUUUUUGCAACCCAUGGAAAACGAAUUAGCCAAACUCUUUAACGAAGGGCUAGGUUCUGAUUGCACAUAACUUUGGGGUCAAACUACAAUGAACCGACAUCCAAUCCUGCGAUGUGUGAUUAACCCACCACGUUGGUUAAAACAAAGUUGCUUGUAUAUAGAACAUUGAGAAUGAUUUCUACACUAAACAUGAGAGCAUUAUUAUCUCAGUGAAUAGUUAAUGAAUUGAAAGAUGAAAGAAUGUUUAAAGAAUCGAUCAACUCACGUGUAUAGUAAGCAGCAUUUCGAAGCUGGGAGGACACAGAUGAAUAUCCGACUGCAGAGAACUGCAACCUGUGGCGGCCAUAACUGAAGGGCUUCCAAAGAAGAAUAAAAACACUUCCAAUGAUUAUGUAAUGAGACAGGUGCGUCGCUAUGGCAGUGAAUGAAUGAAUACUAGCUUUCUUGGUACUUUUUCUUUUUGUGUGUAUGGACCCCUACGAAAAAAAGCAUUUGCUGAUAGGUUGUUCCAUUCCUAGAGUGGUAAAUGAAUAAAUACAUAAAUAAAUAAAAAAAAUAUAAAAAAAGAAGAGCAUUCUUGUAGCUCCCAGUAAGAAAUCGCCAGAGGAAAAAAAACAAAAACAAAAACAAGCCUAAGUGGUUUAUGGUUGUUGGGGGACUUUUUGAAAUGCGAAACGUAAAAGUGAAUAAUAGCUGGCUUUAUUGUUUGUCUUACAGACUGUGAAUGUUCAAAGCUUAAAUCAACACAUACCAUCAAAACGUCAACAAUCAUUCUUUUGAUAUAACAAUGCUGGUUUUUGUGUCAAGCCUUUGUAUUUUCAUGGAAUUUCUUCCUUUCACUAAGUGGCGAUAGACUCUAUUGUGAAGAAAUACCAUUGUACUUUGGGUUCUUAAUGACUGUGCUCAUGUGCUAUGUAAAUUACAUGAACAAAUUUCCAAGUACUAAUGACCUCUCUGCUAGGCUAGCUCUUUGUAAUAUGUGCAAACUUCAAUAUUUCUCAGAAAAUUACUGAUUAUGUGUAACAAUUACUGUUCUUUAAAAGAUUAUUAAUGAAUAAAGAAAUUGCCUAUUCUGCUUAAUUACCAUCUAAGAUUAUAAUUUCAAGUAAGAAAGACGCAACGACCUAAGCAGAGUUUUAUUUUUCAGAAGUAAAUUUGUGAUUUUGCCUCCUCAGAAAUAACACAUCGAGAGUUCUUUUUUUGUUUAUAAACAAAUGUGCAACACAGUGUUGUUUUCCAUAUCAUUUGGAAAUGCAUAUUUAGUAAAAAGUACAGAAAUAGAGUAGUGGACUGUCUUAAAAUAUUCUACAAAAUUGGUUGAAAAUGUGCUUUUGUGUUUAUUUUCUUUUUUUCUUAAUAUGAUGGUGCCAUCUUUUAUAGGAUUAUGAUAAUCUGUAAUAUUAUUACUUGUUAAGUUAAGAAAUGCUUAUUGAUAUUUUGUUUAUAUCUAUAUGCCAUUGAGAAUAUGUCAAGUGCUUUCUGUAAUUAUUUAUUGAAUGUUCAUAAUUAUGUCAAUUAUGUUUAUCAUUGUAUAAUGCGUUCUUCAAAUAUACUUUCUAUAU
Messenger RNA from Lytechinus variegatus (green sea urchin), 3331 nucleotides. RefSeq lists its product as uncharacterized. The transcript is spliced from 6 exons. Bases 495 to 1280 code for a protein of 261 amino acids. NCBI's taxonomy places the organism in Eukaryota, Metazoa, Echinodermata, Echinoidea, Temnopleuroida, Toxopneustidae. Gene Ontology annotation, molecular function: calcium ion binding. The record is from RefSeq and is a predicted model, not a curated record.